CGCGGGCUUCUCGCGUGCACAUGGGCCUAGAUGUCUGUGUGCUCACGGUCUCCUGUCCCCCUCCGACCACAGGCAUCUCUGGGAAGAGCCAGAUCCUUUUCGCUCUCGUCUUCACUACCAGGUACCUGGACCUGUUCACCAACUUCAUCUCUAUCUACAACACAGUCAUGAAGCUGGUGUUCCUCCUCUGCGCCUAUGUCACGGUGUACAUGAUCUAUGGGAAAUUUCGGAAAACGUUCGACAGCGAGAAUGACACGUUCCGCCUGGAGUUUCUUCUGGUCCCAGUCAUUGGCCUCUCCUUCCUUGAGAACUAUAGUUUCACGCCCCUGGAGAUCCUCUGGACUUUCUCCAUCUACCUGGAAUCGGUGGCCAUCCUGCCCCAGCUCUUCAUGAUCAGCAAGACUGGAGAGGCCGAGACCAUUACCACCCACUACCUGUUCUUUCUGGGCCUGUACCGGGCCCUCUACCUGGCUAACUGGAUCAGGCGGUACCAGACUGAGGGCUUCUAUGACCAAAUUGCAGUGGUGUCUGGAGUGGUACAAACCAUCUUCUACUGUGACUUCUUCUACUUGUACGUGACCAAAGUCCUUAAAGGAAAGAAGUUAAGUCUUCCAAUGCCAAUUUGAGGGCCCUCAAAGAACAAGGAUAUGAAGUCAACUAUUUGAGAUGUUCUAUCAAGCAACUUAACACAAGACUCAGACCAAAUGUUAAAAUGAAAGCCAGAAAACUGCUCAGUGUGCAUGGAUUUCAGCAAAGCACUGAUCAUUCUAUCUAGAAGACCUCAUCAACAAUACCUCCCUUACAGAGGUAACAAAACACUUGGGCCAAUUACAUAAAAAUGGUGACAUUUGAUAUUCUAAUGUCAACAAGAACAUCAAACCUUAGUUGGCCAACUCACAAAUGGGUCAAAUAAACUAUGGCCUGUAAGGCCCUCGUGUGAGGCAUGCUACGGCAUUCCCAAUCUGGAAAGAUGUCCCUCUGAGUACAAAGCACCAAAUUUACAAGCUCUGGCAAGACUUAGUUUCAUGCUCACCUUUAAAAUCAACUCAGGUCUUACUGUGGCUCAUUGUAGUUCCACACUCAGCAUACUUUAACCCAGUUACAAUCUUAGGUCAGUACAGUUAGCAUGACGACCAUUUACUGAUGAGGAAACAUAGCCAAGCCCUUUUACCCUACUAGGUCUUGUUUUUUUGCUUUGUGACUCAAAUUUGCAUUAACACCAAUCAAUCCCACCUCCCUUUCACAUUUUUAGGUGCUAAUAACUAAGGCAAUUUCCAUCCCCAACCCGUCUUGAAGCAAAUAAAAAAAUGUAAGGUGACCACCAUUGGCUAUAAUCACAAUUUUUACGUAAUAAAAAGCUCACACUUUAUUGUCAA
Molecule: messenger RNA, 1376 nt
Organism: Myotis davidii
Lineage: Eukaryota; Metazoa; Chordata; Mammalia; Chiroptera; Vespertilionidae
Gene: KDELR3
Product: KDEL endoplasmic reticulum protein retention receptor 3
Exons: 4
Coding region: 21-626 (201 amino acids)
Biological process (GO): endoplasmic reticulum to Golgi vesicle-mediated transport; protein retention in ER lumen
Cellular component (GO): membrane; endoplasmic reticulum; cis-Golgi network
Molecular function (GO): ER lumen protein retrieval receptor activity
Source: RefSeq, a predicted model, not a curated record